Alnus glutinosa is the source of this 2872-nucleotide messenger RNA. RefSeq names its product protein OCTOPUS. The coding region runs from base 264 to 2396 and encodes 710 amino acids. The transcript is spliced from 3 exons. Gene Ontology annotation, cellular component: plasma membrane. NCBI's taxonomy places the organism in Eukaryota, Viridiplantae, Streptophyta, Magnoliopsida, Fagales, Betulaceae. The record is from RefSeq and is a predicted model, not a curated record.
UUUUGGGUUUCAUUUUCCCGUUGUUUGUACCAUCAUUUUUUCCCCCUUCGCUUUCUUCAUUGUCCGUUGGAAGCGAACAGUUGAGUUGAGUCGCCUUCUCUAUCUCUCUCUCUCUCUGUCUCUCUGUCUCUCUCUCUCUCACACUCUCUCUCUCUCUCAAUACCACUACCACUCACUCACAGACACUCUCCCUAAACACACUCAUUCUCAUGUCCGCGUAACAUGAGCAGAAGCGGAAGCGGAAGCAGAAGCAGAGUGUGGUUAUGAAUCCCAACACCACCACCGAACCAGCAGCAGCAGGACUACCACCGCUACCACCGCAGCCGAACAGACCCUCAACCUCCUGCGACCGCCACCCAGAAGAGCAGUUCACCGGCUUCUGCCCCUCAUGCCUCUGCGAGCGCCUCGCAGUCCUCGAUCCCAAUUCCUCUACCGCUUCAUCCUCUCGCAAACCACCCACAUCCUCUUCAUCCACCGCAGCUGCCCUUAAGGCCAUCUUCAAAGCCUCCUCAUCCGGCGGCGGCGGUCCCCCCGGCAACAACCGCAACAAGAAUUCCAGUGGUGGGUCUUCGUUCUUUCCGGAGCUUCGGCGGACCAAGUCGUUCUCGGCGUCCAAGAACGAGGGGUUCUCUGGGGUGUUCGAGCCCCAGAGGAAGUCCUGUGACGUCAGGGUCCGGAACACGCUCUGGUCACUCUUCACUCUCGACGACGAGCGCAACCCGUAUAAGAAGAAGGACCAGCCUUCUACUUCUUCUUCUUCUGCUUGGCCUGCUCCGGACGUUGAGGUCGACACCAGGCAUUCGCUGCUACCGUCUUCCAGUGUCCCACAAGGUCCCGUCUUGUUCGAGUCCAAAGAAGAGGACGAGGAGGAGGAGGAGGAGGAGGAGGACGACGACGACGACGAGAUUAGGGUUUCCCAGGAAUCAAGCAUUCCAAAUGUAGCCCUAGUCGAAGAAAGAGUUCAAGAAAUCGUAGAGGAGGAAGAGGAAGAGGAAGAGGAAGAGCCAGACCCAGAGCCAGAGCUAGAGCUAGACCCAGACCCAGAACCAGAGGAGGAACCGAAGACAGAGGAGCUGAAGACCAUGAAAGACCACAUUGAUCUCGAUUCGCAAACGAAGAAACCUUCUGGGAGAGACUUCAAGGAAAUCGCCGGAAGCUUCUGGUCCGCCGCUUCGGUCUUCAGCAAGAAAUUGCAGAAGUGGAGGCAGAAGCAGAAGCUCAAGAAGCGCAGAAACGGCGGUGGGUCCGCCACAUUGCCGGUGGAGAAGCCGAUCGGCAGGCAGUUCAGGGAAACCCAGUCCGAGAUCGCCGACUACGGCUUCGGCCGUCGGUCCUGCGACACCGAUCCGAGGUUCUCCCUCGACGCAGGUCGGAUGUCGUUCGAUGCGAGUCGGAUAUCGUUGGACGAUCCGCGUUACUCCUUCGACGAGCCUCGGGCCUCUUGGGAUGGGUACUUGAUCGGCAGAACCUUCCCGAGAAUGCCCACAAUGGUCUCAGUGGUAGAGGACGCUCCGGUUCACGUUUUGAGGUCCGAUACGCAGAUUCCGGUGGAAGAAAAUGCGAUCAACGAUGACGAGACGGCGGUGCCGGGUGGGUCUGCGCAGACGAGGGACUACUACUCAGACUCGUCGUCGAGGCGGAGGAAGAGCCUCGACCGGUCCAACUCGAUUCGGAAGACUGCCGCGGCGGUGGUGGCGGAGAUCGACGAGUUGAAGUCGGUCUCGAAUGCGAAGGUGUCUCCGGCCACCACCACCGGCGAUUACUACUUCCAAGGACCGAAACUGGUAGUCCCAGAUAGAGAGUCGAGGGACUCGAACUCGAAUUAUUUGCGGGACGAUUGCUCGGAGACCUUCGAAAUGGGGUUCAGAGACACCGCGUCUGUGGUGGGAAAUGGUGAGCGAAAGGGGUCGUCGAAGAAGUCUAGAAGGUGGAGCAAGGCGUGGAACAUUUGGGGUUUGAUAAACCGGCGAGGUGGGAACAACAAAGACGAGGAUGAGGAUCCCAGAUUCAGCAGACCAAAUGGGGUGGAGCGGUCGUUUUCGGAGUCUUGGCAAGAACUGAGAGGAGAACGCAAUGGGGAUGCGAGAGGUGCUUUCAAUCGAAAGGUUUUUCGAAGCAAUAGCAGUGUGAGUUGGAGGAAUUCCAAUAACUUUGGUGGGUCUUUCGGGAGUGUGAGGAAGAAUGGUUUGGAGGCAAAUGGGCAUGGGAAGAAGAAGAGAGACGAUCAGUUUGUGUUGGAGCGGAAUCGGAGUGCAAGGUAUUCGCCUAACAACAUCGAAAAUGGUCUGCUGCGUUUCUACUUGACGCCGAUGAGAAGCAGCUGGAGAAGUGGGUCGGGGAAGAGUAGGUCCAAUCAUGCACAUUCUAUUGCCAGAAGCGUAUUGCGAUUGUACUGAAUUUUGAAGGUCCAUUAUAAGCACCAAAGCUUGCUGAUUGUUAAUUCACCCCAUGGCAGCUGAGUUGGGGCAUAAGGCCAGCUGGGGUUGCUGCCUGCUGAAAGAAUCGAUAAUGGAAUUUUGCAGGCUUCAGGAACCUACAAACCCCAUUAAUCAGGUCCAGGGAAAAUAGCAGCAUCUGCAAAUGCUGAACAAAUUCAGAAGCCGAUUGUGGCGUGGGGUUGAAACAGUUGAGAAUCUGUGGGAAUCAUCCCUUGUUUCUUCUUGCAGUGACAUGUUUAACUUCCAGGCCCUGUUUUAGAUCGACAGAGCAAUGCAGAAAUUGUACUUGUCUAGAGAUUGCAGUUCAGAAAAUCACUUCUUUAUUUAUAAUGUAUUCCAAAUUUGUUAAUGCAGUGCAGAAUCUAAAAUGAUUGGCAGUCUCACUGUGAUCAUACUUUCGACAUACUAAUAAGAUUUUUGCUCCUUUGGGUUCA